CUCCUGCUGUCUCCUCUGCCACUCUGUUGAUUCCUCUCAUCCUGUCUGCUCCUGUGUCACUGAAGCUACGCAGAGACUCUGCAACCAUGGCUGCUACUGGAUCGUUCCGUGCGGUGUCAGAGGAGGAGCAGGCCAUGCGCGCCAAGCUGGAGCAUUUGACAGUGAAGGAUCAUGGGCCAGUGUUUGGACCAUGCCACAAACUGCCUGGCCACACUCUGCAAAAGGCAAAGGAUGAACUGAGUGAGACAGAGGAGAGGAGGGCGUCGUCACUGAAGGACCUGCGGGUCAUGAUGAAGGAAAGAGCAGCAGAAGGAGACGACCUGGCCAAACUGAUGCUGCAGCGCUUUGGGGACAAACCGGACUCUCUGCUGCUGCGCUUCCUCAGGGCCCGCAAGUUUGACGUGGUCAGGGCCCACGAGCUCAUGAGAGGUUACGUGCGCUUCAGGAAGGAUUACCCUGAGCUGUUUGAGAACCUGACGCCUGAAGCGGUGCGCAGCACCAUUGAGGCAGGAUAUCCCGUGGUCCUGCCCAGCAGAGACAAGUAUGGCCGCGUGGUCCUGCUCUUCAACAUCGAGAACUGGGACCUGGAGGAGAUCACAUUCGAUGAGAUCUUGAGAGCAUACUGUGUGAUCUUGGAGAAGUUGCUGGAGAACGAAGAGACCCAGAUCAACGGUUUUGUGCUGAUAGAGAACUUCAGGGGCUUCACCAUGCAGCACGCCUCAGGAAUUAAGCCGACGGAGCUCAAGAAAAUGGUGGACAUGUUGCAGGACUCCUUCCCCGCCCGCUUCAAAGCAGUACACGUGACUCACCAGCCGUGGUAUUUCACCACCACCUACAACGUGGUCAAACCCUUCAUGAAGAGCAAACUGCUGGAGAGGGUCUUUGUUCAUGGUGAUGAGCUGGAUAACUACUUAAAAGAGUUUGACGCCGACAUCCUGCCGGCAGAUUUCGAUGGGAAGUCCUCUGUCGCUGACUGCAAGGCCAUCGCCAGCAAGCUUUUUGGCUCCGAGGACACUGCUCUCUGAAAAAUAACAUCCCAUUUUUGAACACAAGACUUAGAGUGUCCUUCACCCUAAAUGCUUCUUUUGUGAUCAGAACACAUAUGUGGUCUAUUUUGAAGCUAGGUUAAUGUAUGUUUGUUUUUUUAAUCGUUGAUUUGUCAAGGCAGUUUCUGUGAGAAAAAAGAAUUUAGUACUAGAGUUUUAAAUAAGAGUAACAUAAAGAGUGUUCAGAUAAUAUAAGGGUAACUUUUUUUUUUUUUUAGUUCCAAGAGGUUUUGCUCCACCUUUGCCUGCAUUUGUUGCACCUGCACAAACAGACGGAGGGUGACAGCCACAGAGCAGCCAAUGUAACGGUGAAGCUGGUGGAGUUUUUGCCUUAUAAAUGAACUUCACAAAGUGCAGAACAGCCUUGUACGUGUACACCUGUCAGAUCAAAGUGCAUGAGAGUGUCAGAGAGCAUUUCGGGGAGGUAUGAAGAGGGAGAAGUGAUGAUGAUGAUGAUGAUGAUUAAACCUGAAUUAGAUUUUAAUGUUUUAGUAGCAGAGGCCUCCCAAUUCAGUGCCACUACACUUUACCUCAACAGCCUUUGUUUGUGUUUAUACACAUCUGUAUUGAGACAUUUUCAAUAAAACUGAAUUUUUGAUUGUUUCUUUUUUGUUUUAAGAAUCACAAAUGUUUCGUAUCCGUAUAAAUAAUUAUUUCCUCAUAAAGCCUGGCUUUUUAAUUCAUUUCAAGCCUUAAGGCUUUUCCUUCAUGAAGGUUUGAACAUCAGCCAGUUUUCACCAGAUAAAACCUUCAUUAAAAAAAGACACAUGACAAAAGGGAGGCAAGUUUUUCUAUUGAGAAAAUAAUUUAUUUUGGAACACAAUAACCUUAUUUUCUCUCAUAAUUAGAUCAUACACACCACUGGUUUUUCUUCCACAAAAACACCCAGUGCUCAAUCAGAGUAUGUUAUGUUGUGUGACAAUGUGCACUCCACGUCCCUUAAUCGUCUUUCAGCAUCAUAAUGUUUGUAAACACAAAAUUAAAGCCGUAAAAAAGCUA
This is a messenger RNA of Solea senegalensis (Senegalese sole), 2045 nucleotides long. RefSeq names its product retinaldehyde binding protein 1a (gene rlbp1a). The transcript is spliced from 8 exons. NCBI's taxonomy places the organism in Eukaryota, Metazoa, Chordata, Actinopteri, Pleuronectiformes, Soleidae. Gene Ontology annotation, cellular component: membrane. The record is from RefSeq and is a predicted model, not a curated record. Bases 87 to 1025 code for a protein of 312 amino acids. Gene Ontology annotation, molecular function: phosphatidylinositol bisphosphate binding.